CAAAUCUCCCUCUCGUAUUCACAGGGAGGAGUAGAAGAUGAAGUGACCCUCUCCGCCUAUAUCACCAUCGCCCUUCUGGAGAUUCCUGUCCCAGUCUCGCACCAUGUUGUCCGCAAUGCCCUGUUUUGCCUGGAGUCAGCCUGGAAGACAGCACAGGAAGGGGCAAGUGGCAGCCAUGUGUACACCAAGGCACUGCUGGCCUAUGCUUUUGCCCUGGCGGGUAACCAGGACAAGGGGAAGGAAGUACUGGAGUCACUUAAUGAAGAAGCUGUGAAGAAAGACAACUCAGUCCAUUGGGAGCGUCCUCAGAAACCCAAGGCACCAGUGGGGUGUUUUUACCAACCCCAGGCCCCCUCUGCUGAGGUGGAGAUGACGUCCUAUGUGCUCCUCGCUUACCUCACGGCCCAGCCAGCCCCAAGCUCGGAGGACCUGACGGCUGCAACCAACAUCGUGAAGUGGAUCAGGAAGCAGCAGAACUCCCAGGGUGGCUUCUCCUCCACCCAGGACACAGUGGUGGCUCUCCAUGCUCUGUCCAAAUAUGGAGCAGCCACUUUUACCAAGACUGGGAAGGCUGCACAGGUGACUAUCAUCCAGUCUUCAGGGACGUUUUCCAAAACUUUCCAAGUGGACAGCAACCAUCGCCUGUUACUGCAGCAGGUCUCAUUGCCACAGCUGCCUGGGGAGUACAGCACGAAAGUGACGGGAGAAGGGUGUGUCUACCUGCAGACAUCCUUGAAAUACAGUAUUCUCCCAGAAAAGGAAGAGUUCUCGUUUGCUUUAGAGGUGCACACUCUGCCUCAAACUUGUGAUGAACCCAAAGCCCACACCAGCUUCGAAAUCUCACUGAAUGUGAGUUACACCGGGAGCCGCUCUGCCUCCAACAUGGCGAUCACUGAUGUGAAGAUGAUCUCUGGCUUCGUUCCCCUGAAGCCGACAGUGAAAAUGCUGGAAAGAUCUAACCACGUGAGCCGGACAGAAGUCAGCAACGAUCACGUCUUGAUCUACCUGGAUAAGAUAAGAGACCAUCCAGUCUAUUUGCAAAAAAAAACGUAG
Messenger RNA from Cebus imitator (Panamanian white-faced capuchin), 1053 nucleotides. RefSeq names its product alpha-2-macroglobulin-like. The transcript is spliced from 7 exons. The record is from RefSeq and is a predicted model, not a curated record. Lineage: Eukaryota; Metazoa; Chordata; Mammalia; Primates; Cebidae. Gene Ontology annotation, cellular component: extracellular region. The coding region runs from base 370 to 1053 and encodes 227 amino acids.